AUGGCCCCGCCGCCACUGCCCGCGCCUGCAAUCGAGGCAAAGAAGCUCGACAUCAACAGCCUCAUGUCGCCCCCAGACGCCAUUCACGACAGCUUCAGUCACCGCGCGCCCGCCAUGAAGAGAGGCCCGGCCAAGGUGGACAAUGCCCAAGGCCUCCAUGCGUCUUCGCCCAAGCAGCCACUCCCCAUGUCGCCCCCCGUCUCGCCCUACAGCAAACCCGUCGCGACCGCAAAUGCCUCAUCGAGAGUGCCGCCGGCGGGCCAGCACAUCAAAGACCCCGUCCUGUACCCCUCCGAUGAUAUUCCGCCGUCAAGCCCUCCCCAGGCGCCGCUCUUUGCGCCGGCCGAGCUGGAGCACCGGCGCAUCGUCGAUCAACAUGUGCGCGCCCGGUCGCAGAGCAUCUUUGCGGGCGUCGCACCGCCCCGCCGUGAGGACUAUGAGCUGGCCCUCAUGUUCCGCUCUCAAGUCAUGAAGCAUUACACGACGGAUCGCAAGGCUUGGCUGCGCAAGGAGCGAGCCCUCCUUGAGGCCGACCGGCUGGCAGGCGCCCAGCGAUACCAUGCCAUUAUGCCGGCCAAGCCCAUUACGGCCAAGCCUGCCCGCUCGCAACGUGCCGAGCGAGUUACCAAGAACCAGGGUGCCCCGCGGCAGAUCCGCAAUCAUGGCGCGGCUCCCGCGCGACCAGCGAGACCCGCCGGUCGUGUUAGCGCCACGCCCGAGCCGUCCCGCCGGAUCGUCGCGCCCAAUCGCGAGGACAAGGACUUUGACGCGCUGCCCAACUACUGCCCGCCGAUCGACUCGCUCCCCAACCGGCCCAACAGCCUCAAGGUGGACUGGAAGGGUCAGCCGAUUGACCUGGCCAAUGACCCAAACGCCCACCUGCUGCAUACGGACGAAGUGAUGCUGGCGGGCAACCUCCGGCUAGACUGCGCCACCUAUCUGACGAGCAAGCGGCGCAUCUUUGAGCGGCGUCUCCAGUGUCUGCGCACCGGCAAGGAGUUUCGCAAGACGGACGCGCAGCAGGCGUGCAAGAUUGACGUCAACAAGGCGUCAAAGCUCUGGACCGCCUUUGAAAAGGUGGGCUGGCUCGACGCCGAGUGGGUGCGCAAGUACCUGUGA
This is a messenger RNA of Hirsutella rhossiliensis, 1119 nucleotides long. Its product is annotated as SWIRM domain-containing protein. The transcript has a single exon. Gene Ontology annotation, biological process: regulation of transcription by RNA polymerase II; chromatin remodeling. NCBI's taxonomy places the organism in Eukaryota, Fungi, Ascomycota, Sordariomycetes, Hypocreales, Ophiocordycipitaceae. The record is from RefSeq and is a predicted model, not a curated record. Gene Ontology annotation, molecular function: transcription coactivator activity; protein binding; chromatin binding. Gene Ontology annotation, cellular component: nucleus; SAGA-type complex. Bases 1 to 1119 code for a protein of 372 amino acids.